CUUUGUAUGGCGUUAGACGACAUUACAGUUUAACGACUGCUAACCCGUAUAUUAUACGUCGCUAUGAGGUAUCAUUCUGUAGCGACCGAGCCUUCCGCCAUGAAGAUGAAUGAUUUGGUUUUGCUUUUGGCCAGUGUUCCUGUGCUAAUACAUGGAGAGACCGAAUGUCCUUGCAAGACUAUAUCAAUACCACACGAAGAAACGUCGAACGAAGUACACCCUUAUCAAAGGCUCAUUUUUGAGCCGAUAUCUGUGAGGAGAGUGUUCGAUAUGACUACUUUCACUGUGACGUACAUUGCUGAUAUCCGGGGACCAGCCGAUGCCAUCAGCAAGUUCAACGGAACUGUGAGAAGAAUUUACGAUGCUGGAGAAAAUCCAAUUUUGGAGGCCCGAUUGGCCAUUCCGGCAAUGGAGACGCAAACAAACAAUCCAAUAGCUUUCAUUCUGUCGUCAGAGUCAACAUCAUCAUCGUUUGUCAUGGACAUAAACAAAACACAGACAGCAGACAAACAGACAGACUUUAGAGGAAAUCGAUGCCAUUUCACGACGUCAAGCACCACUGUUGGAAACACCUUCCGGUACAAUGCUAGAACGUCUUGUCCUGAUAAAGUUAGCUCCUAUUUCAAGCCAGUCUUGAGCAAGAGAGGGAAAGGAGUGCUAAGUUUUGAGGAAAUCGACGAGCUAAAGGAGAAGAAAUAUUUCAACUCCACUACAAGUAAUGAUGGAACGGAAGCGUCGUUCUCUAUAAAUCCCAUUGGAAUGCUUGUUGAUGGAAUCAAGAUGGAGUCGUUGAAAUUCCAGAUUUUAACGAUAUCAAAGAAUGAAUUGGAUUUGGUUGCAUUCAACGUAUGGAGUUUUGACAUCGUGUAAGAGACAUUUCUAAAAUAAAAGUCAGUUAUUAAGCAUCA
Magallana angulata is the source of this 908-nucleotide messenger RNA. RefSeq lists its product as uncharacterized. The record is from RefSeq and is a predicted model, not a curated record. The transcript has 3 exons. Lineage: Eukaryota; Metazoa; Mollusca; Bivalvia; Ostreida; Ostreidae. The coding region runs from base 64 to 870 and encodes 268 amino acids.